AUGUGCAGUUACAAGGCCAUGGAAGAAUGCCGGAAGAAAGGAAAGGCCAAGGCAAUCGGCGUGAGCAAUUUCAGCAAAGCUGAACUGGAACGUAUCAUCAAAGAGACAGGCACUGUACCUGCCGUCCACCAGAUCGAAUGUCACCCAUGGCUACAGCAGGCCGGCUUCGACGCGUGGCAUAAAGAGAAGGGCAUUCACAUCACACAGUACUCACCAUUUGGAAACCAAAACGCUAUCUACACCAAAGGAGAGUCUCUCGGCAAGCUCAUUGAGGAUCCAACUCUGAACGAAAUCGGAAAGAAGUACAACAAGAGCGGAGCUCAAGUUGCUCUUGCGUGGGGCAUUGCGCAUGGCAAGUCGUGCCGCUCGGUAAUCCCCAAGUCCAAGACAGAGAACCGCAUCAAGCAGAAUCUGGAAGGUGACUUCAAGCUCGAGGCCGAGGACGUCAAGAAGAUUGAUUCACUCGACAAGAAGAUGCGGUUCAACGAUCCCUCUGGUAACUUUGGCUGGGACUUCUACAAAGACCUUGAUGGGAAGCAGUAG
Fulvia fulva is the source of this 543-nucleotide messenger RNA. RefSeq lists its product as uncharacterized. The record is from RefSeq and is a predicted model, not a curated record. Gene Ontology annotation, molecular function: aldose reductase (NADPH) activity. Bases 1 to 543 code for a protein of 180 amino acids. The transcript has 3 exons. Gene Ontology annotation, cellular component: cytosol. Lineage: Eukaryota; Fungi; Ascomycota; Dothideomycetes; Mycosphaerellales; Mycosphaerellaceae.